This is a messenger RNA of Ostrinia furnacalis (Asian corn borer), 2040 nucleotides long. RefSeq lists its product as uncharacterized. Gene Ontology annotation, molecular function: DNA binding; site-specific DNA-methyltransferase (cytosine-N4-specific) activity. Lineage: Eukaryota; Metazoa; Arthropoda; Insecta; Lepidoptera; Crambidae. The coding region runs from base 130 to 1410 and encodes 426 amino acids. Gene Ontology annotation, biological process: DNA restriction-modification system. The transcript is spliced from 3 exons. The record is from RefSeq and is a predicted model, not a curated record.
GAUGUGCGAAUUGAUUUAUGCGUUAAACCUUCAGACGAUAAGGUUCUGUGCAGUCCUCUAGUGUCCCUAGGAAAGUGUUUUAUAGUUAUUUUCUUUGCUUUGAAAGUUGACAGUGUUAAAGUUACAAAAAUGAAGAUCAAUCUGUUUUCGGUAACGCUCUUUUUCAUGACUCUUGCUGUAGUCAAGGGUCAUAGAUUUUCCAAAUUUAAUAAGCCCGAACCAAUUGACUUGACCCGUAAACCUCAAAUUACCACACCUAAACUCCCGGAAGAACGACGGAAAUUAGAUAUUUUCCCUAAAAGUUUGGUAAAAUUUGUUGUUACUUCACCGCCAUACUCUAAAGUACGAACUUAUUCCCCAUACCCAAUUACAACCAGAAAACCAGCUAUGCUGAACUUAAUUUCUCAAAAUAUGAGAAAUAUUCAAACUACGAGGGCUCCAUUAUCAUAUACAACAAUAGCUGCAACAACACAGUUUGUUCCUAGACGCCAGUUUAUAUCAAAAUACCAAUUUACUACAAGAUCUCCUGUUGAGCAGAUACCUAAAGAUACCUAUUUGUAUGACACUGAAGAAGAAGAUUACAUAGAAGCGCCCAGUACCAAUGAUAAUGUAGUGUAUAAUAGUGAAAACAUUUUAAAUAGUUUUGAUGAAAAUGAAUAUGAAGAUGAGGAAGCUAAUGCUACCAAAACACUUAAUUUUUAUCCUCCAGUCAAUAAAAGUCAGAACACUAUUAAAGAAAUUGAUUUUCUGAGUAAGACUGAUAAUAAAGUGGUAAAUAUAAAUGAUAAAACAGACUUAUUAGCAGUUGAAUCUAAUGAUAGUAAUAAGGUAAACAUAAACGAAACAAUAAAAUCGGAACGAAAUGACGACGAAAAAGUAGAAUCAAGUAUUGAACAACCUGAAAACAAAGAAGAAGAAGGAAAAGUUGAAAGCAAAGAACCUGAAAAUGAAGCAUCAGAACCUCCUCCAACAGCUAUCGAAAAAUAUGAAACUAAAGAUCUUGGGGGUUCACAGUUGGAUAGUAAGGAAAUUGAGAAUACUAGAAAGAAGCGGUUAACAAGCAUGAUACGAGGUGUCAUCUACAACGUGAUUGAAGACGAUAACAAGCCAAUUAAAGAGGAAAUUGAGUCGGUCAGUGAAAAGGAAGAUCGAGAUGAGUUUAUAUUUAUUAGGGACUACUUAAAGGCACCAAUUGAUAUAAAAAAGGCUGUCAAUAACAUUCCAGCUGUAACUGAUGAGUAUGUAGAAAUCGCAACUGAAAUUGCCUCGCUCGAAGAGUAUAGUAGACCAGAAAGAAGUGUAAAUAUUAUUGAAGAGGAAAAUAUGGGAACCACGGUCUCCGGCUUCAAGUUUACAGGACGAGAGCCCCGAGUUAACAGCGAUUUAGUUUUCAAGAACAUCAACGCAUAGUUUAAUAAUUCGUUAUUUAUUUUGGAUUCUUUUCAUGAGUUCGUAGUCGAGUUAUCCAUAUUUUUGUGUGUUAUAAUUCGUUCAGUUAACACUCGUAAUAUUUAAUCUUCAUAACGUCUUCAAAUUUAAAAUAACUAAUUGAUUUGAUGGGAUCGACGAUAUGCUGAUUAGUUUCAUUUUAAUACCAAAUAGGAGUGUAAACUAUAGUUUCCAUAUUAAUUUCUAACAUCCCACUGCUGCGAUAUUAUAAAUGCAUGUGUGAUGUUCACCGAGUUUUCAGAUAUUCCCACGAUUGGUUUUAGGUGAACGCACAGUUGUUUGCACCGAGCGUGCCGAAAGUAUUUCAAUUUUUCAGAUGAUACGCGUUUAUAUAAUUUAGUGUCCGUCUAUUCAUAAAAUUAAAACUGUUAUAAAGAGCCAUAAACUUUUAUGACUGCGGCGCGUGCGACUGCGGUGCGGGAAGUUGUGCAGUCACCUUUUUAUAUACGGUUAGGAGACCUUACAUACCGUAUUUUCUUCUGUAAAGUGUAGAUAUUAUGUAUUUAUUUUAAGUUAUUUCUUAUAGUGAUUAAGUAUUAGUAAAUUAUUAGUUAUUUAUGUUAUAGUAAUAAGAAUAAAACAUGAAAAUAU